Xylaria bambusicola is the source of this 1446-nucleotide messenger RNA. RefSeq lists its product as uncharacterized. The transcript has 3 exons. NCBI's taxonomy places the organism in Eukaryota, Fungi, Ascomycota, Sordariomycetes, Xylariales, Xylariaceae. The coding region runs from base 1 to 1446 and encodes 481 amino acids. The record is from RefSeq and is a predicted model, not a curated record.
AUGGCUACUAUGGCCCCGACACAGUCUCAGCCUCAAACGAAGAGGGAAGGCAAUAUUGCCGAUUCUUUCGCUUCAUUAUCCGGCGGUAACCAACCGCCACUGCCAGAGCGCUUUCUGGACCUCAAAAGGUCCCUAGUCGCUGGCCACGAGGAUCGUGUUAUCGAAAGUUGGAAUAGGCUUCUUGCUCAACUUAAACAGGAAAACGCCAUCCUUGCAAAAGACAAAUCAAAGGUGAUUCCUAUUCUGGAAUUCUCAACCCUUGAUGAAGAUCUCAUAAGAUUGCGAUCGGAUAUCAAGAAGAGGGGUGUUGCACUGAUCAGAGGUGUGAUACCUGAGAGCGAAGCUCGAUCAUACAAGAAUGAAAUCGAAGAAUACGUCAGACAGAAUCCUUCAACAAAAGCAUUCCCACAGGAUGACCCCCAAGUGUAUGAGCUGUACUGGUCAAAGCCUCAAUUAAAAGCAAGGGCGCAUCCAAACUUGUUGGAGGUGCAGUCGAAGCUAAUGAACUUUUGGUACUCUUCGAAUCCCGAGAGCUCCAUUGCACUAUCACAGACCCUGACGUAUGCCGACCGCCUGCGUAUACGGCAGCCUGGUGAUGCCAAAUUCGCACUAGGCCCCCAUGUCGACGGCGGUAGUGUUGAGCGAUGGGAAAAACACGGUUACGGGCUCGGUGGCGUUUACGACAAGGUGUUCGAAGGAUCAUGGGAAGAUUACGACCCCUGGGAUGCUAGCGGAAGAGUAUCAGCCGUCAUGGACAAUUAUAAUGGGCUGGGAGCAUGUUCAAUGUUCCGCAUGUUCCAGGGAUGGAUGAGCAUGAGCAACUCUAGAGCUUUCGAAGGCACCCUCCUAGUAAACCCACUGCUCCAACUCUCAACAGCGUAUCUUCUGCUACGGCCUUUCUUCCACCCCCUGAAGCAGUCAAAAGAUGUGUCGAAAGAAGAGUACCUGGCAGCAGACAACUGGGCGUUCUCUGGUUCCGGAAUGACGAGCGAGCUACAAGGUGCUACUCCAGGUCAUGGACAAGAACUGAAUUCAGAGCUCCACCCACAUCUCGAAUUGGACACGAGUAUGGUGCAUAUGCCUGAAGUCAAGGCGGGAGAUUUCGUCGCGUGGCACUGUGAUACUAUACAUGCCGUCGACAGUGUACACCAGGGUCAAUCGGACUCAAGCGUCCUCUACAUUCCCAUUUGCCCGGUUACCGAGCAGAACGCCCACUAUCUUGUUCGCCAGAGAAAGGCUUUCCUUGACGGGACUCCUGGCCCAGACUUCCCUGGUGGGGAAGGUGAAUCGCGACAUAUCAAUCGGCCGACGGAAUCAUAUCUCAAAUCGUACGCCAACCCUGAGGGUCUGCGGGCCUUUGGGUUUGAAAAACUUGUUGUAUCUAGUUCAGAUAACCCUGGGGCUCGGAUGGUUACGAAGAAAGUAAACGAGAUUUUGGGAUUCUAG